ACUAUGAACAGCUUCAUGGCCGUGAUCCUCCUCUGGACCGUGAUAGCACGUGCUGCAGCAGACGAGCCUCUUGGAGAGACAGAUAAGACUGGAUUUCAAAUAUGCAAAGAUGCCUUGAAACUACCGGUCUUGGAGGUCCUACCAGGAGGAGGCUGGGAUAACCUGAGGAACGUAGACAUGGGGCGGGUGAUGGAAUUGACAUACGCCAACUGUAAGACCACGGAAGAUGGACAGUACAUCAUCCCCGAUGAAGUCUUUACUAUUCCUCAGAAAGAGAGCAACCUGGAGAUGAACUCAGAAAUCCUGGAAUCCUGGAUGAACUACCAAAGUACCACGUCAUUUUCCAUCAACACUGAACUCUCCCUUUUCUCCAAAGUCAAUGGCAAGUUCUCCACUGAGUUCCAAAGGAUGAAGACCCUUCAAGUAAAGGACCAAGCUGUAACUACUAGAGUUCAGGUGAGAAACCGAGUCUACACAGUCAAAACCAGCCCAACUUCAGAACUCAGCUUGGGCUUUAUGAAGGCACUUAUGGACAUCUGUGACCAACUAGAGAAAAACCAGACAAAGAUGGCCACCUACCUGGCAGAACUCUUGGUCCUCAACUAUGGCACACACGUGAUUACUAGUGUGGAUGCCGGAGCUGCUCUGGUUCAGGAGGAUCACAUAAGGUCCUCCUUCCUCCUGGACAACCAGAACAGCCAGAACACUGUGACUGCCUCUGCUGGGAUUUCCUUCUUAAACAUUGUGAACUUCAAAGUUGAGGCCGACUACACAUCCCAGAAUGCUUUGACCAAGAGCUACCUUGCUAACAGAACCAACUCCAGGGUGCAGAGCAUUGGAGGGAUUCCAUUCUACCCAGGCAUCACCUUAGAAACCUGGCAGAAGGGCAUCACUAAUCACCUGGUGGCAAUAGACCGUGCUGGCCUGCCUCUGCAUUUCUUCAUCAAGCCGGACAUGCUCCCUGGUUUGCCUGGUCCCUUGGUGAAGAAACUGUCCAAGACAGUGGAAACGGCUGUGAGACACUAUUACACGUUUAACACCCACCCUGGCUGCACAGAUGUCGACUCUCCCAACUUCAAUUUUCAAGCCAAUAUGGACGACAGCUCCUGUGAUGAGAAAGUAACCAAUUUCACCUUUGGCGGAGUUUAUCAGGAAUGCACUGAACUGUCUGGGGACGCUCUUUGCCAAAACCUACAGCAGAAGAAUCUGCUCACUGGUGACUUCUCUUGUCCUUCUGGCUACACCCCUGUCCACCUGCUUUCUCAGACCCAUGAGGAGGGUUACAGUCGUCUGGAAUGUAAAAAGAAAUGCACCCUCAAGAUCUUCUGUAAAACAGUAUGUGAAGAUGUAUUCCGAGUGGCCAGGGCUGAAUUUAGGGGUUAUUGGUGCGCAGCCACUGGCCAAGUACCUGAAAACUCAGGACUUCUCUUUGGGGGAGUCUUCACUGACAAGAGCAUCAACCCCAUGACAAAUGCCCAGUCAUGCCCAGCCGGAUACAUCCCACUGAGCCUGUUUGAGAGCCUCAAGGUAUGUGUUUCUCUGGAUUAUGAGUUGGGGUACAGGUUUUCAGUCCCUUUUGGUGGGUUCUUCAGCUGUAUAAUGGGGAACCCCUUGGUUGCUUCUGAUCCAUCCAAAGACACAGGGGCACCAUCUCUGAAAAAGUGUCCUGGGGGUUUCAGCCAACACCUAGCCAUUAUCAGCGACGGAUGCCAAGUGUCCUACUGUGUCAAGGCUGGAGUCUUUACAGGAGGGUCCCUGCUUCCUGUCAGGCUCCCACCUUAUACCAAACCACCCCUCAUGAGCCAAGCUGCCACCAACACCGUCAUAGUGACCAGCAGUGAGACUGCCAGAUCCUGGAUCAAGGAUCCCCAGACCAACCAGUGGAGGCUGGGAGAGCCUCUGGAACUUCGCAGAGCCAUGACGGUUAUCCACGGGGACAGCAGUGGUAUGCCAGGAGGGGAAGCUGCUGGAAUCACUUUGGGAGUCAUGAUGGCACUAGGGCUUCUCACUGUCUUGGCUAUCUAUGGUACUCGGAAGUACAAGAAAAAGGAAUACCGGGCAAUCGAGGAGCGGGAAAGUUUGGUUGGAAGUUUAACAACAGAUGCCUCGGCCUCUAAUGGAGAACAGGAUCCAAGUCCAGCUUAAUCGUCUCCAAAGGAAGCAGUUUCUGUCAUUUCCAGCCACAGCUUCAGGCACAGCUUUCACUCGGCUUUUCUCUCCUCCUGCCUUCCCACUGAAGUGACAGUUGCAAUAGAAAGCAGGUGUUACAACUGUGACAGUUGCAGGUGUCACAACCGCAGGACUUCUUGUUUAGGCCUCUGCACCAGGAAAUUAACGGAGCUGUUUUAACAAGGUGUGGGGAGGGUAAUGAUUCUUCAGAAAAGGCUGCACUGGGAUUAAACCAUGGUGAGGGGUGGGUGGGGCGGGGUCCACUCUCAUGCUUGUUUUUACAUGAAUGCAUUUGUGUGGAAAGAGGAGGUGUGGAGAGAUUGGAUUUGGAAAUUAUGCAUUUAAUCUGAAUUCGAAGGGCUUUCCAAUUUGUGUGCUGAAGGGGCUUGUGCUGUAAGUACGUUAUUUCUUCUAUUUUGUUUUUAAAGGUGCUCUCUGGGUUUCAUAAAUCUAGAGGCAAAUGUGACCCUGAAAUGCCACAGGAGGUCUUCAUGGCCACUACGCUUUAGCUUUAGGGACUCGGUGUUGAUUUACACCAUGCUUUCCCAGAGUCAUCUACCAGGCAUGUGAAAAGAAAGGCAGAACUUACACAAAUUCAUUUCCCCCACUUCCCCAUAGCUAGGACUUAACUUCAGUCUAGAUCAGUCUGAACAGUCUUAAAAAGACCUUGGAAAAUAUUUUAAUUUAUCAUUUCCUGUUGCGGGAUGAAGGACAAAGAAACAGUAGGGAAAUAAAUGAUAAAUUAAGGAUAAAAACCAGGGUUCUGAAAAUGACGCCAGUAUUCCAGGAAACUGAAUUGUGAGAUGCCAACUAACGCUAUAGUGAGGAACUGAAUGGUGCUCUACUUUGGAUAGAAGCAUUAUGUUUUCAUGUUCAUGUAUUUAAAAACUUUAUAUAUAAGCCCUGCCUCUCUAUGGAUGGCAUUUUGUCCUUCCUGUCUUCUCAGUAUAGGUGUGGGG
Molecule: messenger RNA, 3128 nt
Organism: Acomys russatus (golden spiny mouse)
Lineage: Eukaryota; Metazoa; Chordata; Mammalia; Rodentia; Muridae
Product: macrophage-expressed gene 1 protein
Exons: 1
Coding region: 4-2145 (713 amino acids)
Biological process (GO): defense response to bacterium
Source: RefSeq, a predicted model, not a curated record